GCGGGAGCGAGCGGCUCGUCUCUGAGGACUGUUGUCGGCGUCCACUCACGUCAGCUGCAGCGCUCGUGUGCUCAUAAAACGCGGUCCCUGUAGCCUCCAACCUCUGAACUACAAAAAGAAGAACGACGUUUUCUCUUUUACGUUCUGGACUGCAUGGUUGUUCAGCUAUACCUUUCGGAGAUCCUUUGUCUUCUUGAUAUUUGACUGUCCAUUGUCUCUGGCGGAAAAGGGCAUCAACAAAAUUGACAGCAGGCUCCCUCUACCCUGGGAGACACUGACUGAGACGUGUUCACCGAUACUGUGGAAGAAGGGAGGCUUUAGAGUUGAUCGAGUCAUUGAACGUCCACGGUGGAUGCGUGCUGGUUCAGCCUCGACUUGGCCGAAGACAACGGGGAGUCUUGUUCAUGGAUGGAUUUUCUUUGACUCGUGCUAGCUGAGGGCUGUUGGAUCCACAAUCUGGAUAUUAAACAAUGUCUCUGAUGCUGAGGAUUUUUUUCAGUACCAAAUCCUAGAGAUAUUUUAUUAAAACUCUCCAGUCGCCGGUUCGUAGGCUACUUAUUGAGUGUUGUAUGCUGCACGUUGUCCUUCAUUAGAUCCCAGGCGGUCCAGCUCUUAGGGUAGUGGCUCGUCUAACAAUGCGGAUUAACCCCCUUGGACCAUUGUGUCAAUAAAACUAUGUGCACAUAGAACACUUCCGAAACGCCUGCUAUAACAAUUUGACGUAAAUCUUCUUGUUGGUUUUAAAAGUCCUGACAGCUAGUCGAGCCGAACAAGGAGACGAUAUAGUGCCGUGAGACGGUCUAACAAGUCUGGAGUUCGUCAGACAGAAGCUAUAACCCCCACCGGUGUCCGACCAGCGCUGAGCAAAGAUGGCAAACGACUCCAUACAAAGCGACCCCGGCGGGCUUUCGGUGCUGGAGCAGCUGGGUCUGGACCAGAGCACAGACUUCUCUGAGUCCAGCAUCCAGCAGCGUCUGGACGAGGAGCGGGAGAGGAUCCGCAGCGAGAUCCGCAAGGAGCUGAAGAUCAAGGUGGGGGCGGAGAACCUGCGGAGGGCCACCACGGACAAGAAGAACGCACAGCAAGUGGACAGUCAGCUGAGGAGCUCCAACCGCCGGCUGGAGGACCUCCACGCUCAGUUGCAGGAGCUGGAUGCUCACAUCGUGGUGAAGGGAGGAGAUGAGAGUAAAGACGAGUGUCCCCAGUCGCCGGGCACCGAGAGCCGGACCAGCGUCCAGCUGGACCGCAUCUCGGCCCUGGAGAGACAGCUCAACAUAGAGCUCAAGGUCAAACAAGGAGCCGAGAACAUGAUCCCCAUCUACGCUAAUGGAUCCACCAAGGACAAGAAGAUGCUUCAAACAGCCCAGCAGAUGCUGCAGGACAGCAAGACCAAGAUCGACAUCAUCCGCAUGCAGAUACGCAAGGCCGUGCAGGCCACCGAGCACAGCGACGACCCGCAAGGUAACAACGACAUGUACGGAGUGGAGCUGCGCAUCGAGGAGCUCCGUCACCACUACAGGGUGGAGCACGCGGUGGCCGAGGGGGCCAAAAACGUCCUGCGGCUCCUGGGGGCCAGCAAGGUUCAGGACAAGAAGGCCCUGAGCGAGGCCCAGUGCCUCCUGAGCGAGGCGUCCCAGCGCCUGGACCUCCUGCGGGACGCCCUGGACCAGAGGCUGGCCGAGCUCCCCGCGGACCACCCCAAGGCCAGCCUCAUCAAGGAGGAGAUGGUCCUGGCCGCCUCGCCAGCCUUCAGCUCCCGCCACGGCGCCCCCUACCUCCGCAACCAGUACAGCACCCUCAGCAAGCCCUCGCCGCUCACUGGUACCCUGCAGGUGCAGCUGUUGGGCUGUGUGGGCGUGCUGGAGGUGGUGCCUGGCCGCUCUAAGGGCACGUCGGCCAUGUUGCCGUGCUACAGCCCCGGGGACAGCAAGUCCUUCAUGCGGGGCACCAAGGGGCUCUACGGACGCAGUGGCUCGCUCAGCGGCAAGACCCCCAGCAAGACGGACGAGCUCUCUUCGGAGGUGAGUGCGGUCCUGAAGAUGGACAACGGCGUGGUGGGUCAGACAGCCUGGAAGACCGUAGGAGAUCAGGCCUGGGACCAGACCUUCACCGUGGAGCUGGAGAGGUCCAGGGAGAUGGAGAUAGCGGUGUACUGGAGGGACUACAGGUCUCUGUGUGCCCUAAAGUACCUGAAGCUGGAGGACUUCCUGGACAACCAGAAGCACGCAGUGCAGCUGGAGCUGGAACCACAGGGGCUGCUGCUGGCGGAGGUGACCUUUUUCAACCCUGUGAUCGAGAGAGUCCCUCGUCUUCAGAGGCAGAAGAAGGUCUUCUCCAAACAGCAGGGCAAGGCCUUCUUGCGUGCGCGGCAGAUGAACGUGGACAUUGGGACGUGGGUGAGGCUGCUGCGGAACGCCAUCCCCACCGUCAACAACACAGGAACCUACAGCCCCCACGCACACAGCCUCACCAGCGGGGAAAUCUGUAUGGAGAAGCUGAGUCUGGACAGCGACUCUCCAUACAAAGGAGAAAACAAGAGAGACACGGAAAACAACACGCCGGAGCGGGUGCCUGCUAUCGAGCCCUUCUCCCCCCCUGACCUCACUCCUGACCUCACCCAUGACCUCAACCCAGAGUGUACUGCCCAAACCCCCCCUGUUGACAGUAAGCAAAGAAAGGGCCCGCUGUCCCUCAAGGACUUCCGUCUGAUCGCCGUGCUCGGCAGGGGACAUUUUGGAAAGGUGCUGCUGUCGGAGUACAAGAAGAGCGGCACCAUGUACGCUAUCAAGGCCCUGAAGAAGGGAGACAUCGUAUCCAGGGACGAGGUGGACAGCCUCAUGUGCGAGAAGAGGAUCUUCGAGGCGGUCAACUCGUCCCAGCACCCCUUCCUGGUCAACCUGUUUGCGUGCUUCCAGACGCCGGAGCACGUGUGCUUCGUCAUGGAGUACACGGCGGGCGGAGACCUCAUGAUGCACAUCCACACGGACGUCUUCACAGAGCCGCGCGCCAUGUUCUACUCGGCCUGCGUUGUGCUUGGACUCCAGUUCCUUCAUGACCAUAAGAUUGUGUACAGAGACCUCAAGCUGGACAAUCUGCUGCUGGACAAAGAUGGCUACGUCAAGAUCGCCGAUUUUGGCCUUUGUAAAGAAGGGAUGGGUUAUGGUGAUCGGACCAGUACAUUCUGCGGGACCCCAGAGUUCUUGGCCCCGGAGGUGCUGACAGACACCUCGUACACCCGCGCCGUGGACUGGUGGGGGCUGGGGGUCCUCAUCUAUGAGAUGCUGGUGGGCGAGUCCCCGUUUCCAGGUGACGAUGAGGAGGAGGUGUUUGACAGCAUUGUGAACGAUGAAGUGCGCUACCCACGCUUCCUCUCCACUGAGGCCAUAGGCAUAAUGAGGAGGCUGCUGAGGAGGAACCCUGAGAGACGGCUGGGCUCCGGGGAGAAAGAUGCAGAGGAGGUGAAGAAGCAGCCAUUCUUCAAGUCCAUGGACUGGGAGGCGCUGCUCCAGAGGAAGCUCACCCCUCCCUUCGUGCCGCGCAUCGCGGGCAAGGAGGAUGUCAGCAACUUUGACGAGGAGUUCACCACCGAGGCGCCGUCCCUCACGCCGCCGCGAGAGCCCCGCACGCUCUCCCGCAAGGACCAGGACAGCUUCCGGGACUUUGACUACGUCUCCGACCUCUGCUAGUUGGAGCCCGCGUGGAGGGGGCCGAUGUUGGGUCAAAGGUCACCGGCUGUGGCAGGGGGGUCUGGUUUUUAGUUGAGGGCAGGGGUGGGGUGGUUGUUAUGUGAUCCUUGUGGAGAGUUUUAGGGGGGGGUGGGGGGUUCUGACCAUCGUGGGCGGACGGUGUCCUUUGACGUGUGGGAGUUUUCGCUCCACCUGCCACCCCGCUGUGAAUGAAUGGGGACAAACGUGUGUGUGUGUGUGUGUCUGUCUGUCUCUGUCUCUGUGUGGGUGUGUGUGUGUGUGUGUUCUUUCUCUGGACCAACAAGAGAUAUGGACACAGGCACCGAUGACUUGCGGCGUUGUGUCAGGAGACAAGAUGGAUGCCAUGAAAAUGAAGUACUAUCAAAAUCACACGCAAAAACAGUUAUUAGUAUCUGAUUGAUUAGUAUCUGAUCCUUUUUGUUUUCUUCAGGACUAUAAAGUGAUUUUCUUUUUUUUUUCUAUUCACACCAACGGCUGCUGUCAUACUACCAGUUGGUAGAACAGUAUCAUGCAGACAUUGCAUCUUCACUCGCCAGUGAUUAUCCUCCUCUGCCUGUAUGGGGUAGUCUGUCUAGCUAUGAAUCAGAGACCCUCAGUCUUUCUGUAACGUUUUAUAGAAGGCAGAUCUGUGUGACAUGGCCUCCUAGCCCGAUGCCUUACAUUUCUACUCGCCCACAAAAAAGCUUCAUUUUUUUUUUCUGUUUUCUUGUAAAUGUUGCGAUUGUCCAAGAAUGCAAUAAGUGAUUUGCGAAUGUCAGAAAAUAAGUGUUUAUACAUGGUUGUUCUUAAUGGAGCAGAGUGAAAUCGAUUUCAAAACAAACAAAAGCUUGGAGGAGUUUGGACUCAAUAUCUCAUAAAAGGACCUAGACUUGUAUCGUGACGACGGCGCCGCUGAAAACGCCGGCACAAGCGUGCUGUCUUAUGUGUUGGGGUGAAGAACCACUAUUCCAGGUUGUUGACCCUCUGUCAGGAGAAAGAGGUCUCGUUUGUUUAACUGUUGCUCUUCUCUACACAUUUCCUAUUUUUCUUAUUUGAGGUUUUAGUUUCUCUGCCCCAAAGGCAGGACGAUGAGUCUUGUUAUUUUAUUUUUAUUAUUAUGGAACCCUUCAAAAUGUUGCAUACAUCUCGCUGCUUAAUGGGGAAAUAUAGCGCCUUAGGCCCAUGCCUACUCUGUCUACCUUUUAAAAUCAUCACAAAAUCACGAGCCGUAACCAGCAGGAAAAAGAUGUGGGCAUGCAUUUUAAUUCACAUGGCAUUGGGGAAAAUUGAUCCGACCUAAAAAUUCAAGUCAAAAUGUUGAUUACCCAAGACGCACAAUUCUGUUGCUCUGAUGAAACCUGAGAUUUGAUGAUUUGUAGCUCAUGUUGCAGGAGUUCCUCUACCUGACCCCUCUUUAUAGAAAGGCAUUAUGAGCGAUACUGAAGAACUGCCUUGAAAUAAAAGCUUGAUGAUGUUUUAGUGUAUUAUUAUGACUGGUAGUUACCUGUAGCCUACUGCUAUUGUAGAGGAAGUAAGCUAUUUACCGACAAUCCCACCCAGGUGAAAAGAAAACAAACUGGUCUUGGCAAAGUUCUUAGAAACAGCUUGCCACAUCUUUUAAUUGUCAUGUUUCCCAUCGUGGCGAUACCAUCUCCAUUGUUCUGUAGUCUACUAAUGUGAAUGCAAGUGCUCUUGGAAAAACGGUUUCUUCAGGAGCAAAGACAAGUCAUUAUUAGGUGGGUGGGAUAAGCAAUAUUGUAUCAACUUUUGUGUGUGAAUUUGUUCAGUGAUUAUUGCAUUCUUGCUGUCCAUUCUUUACCACAUGAGAUACUAAAAACAAAAUAUCAUUUUAAGGAUUCUUGAACCAUUAUCCGUAAUCAUGAGUCUGUGGCCUGGUUCAUUUGUUUUCUGUGGAAUUCAGGCUCUGCUAUCCUAAAUCCUUGUCUGUAUCAAUUGUUGUUCAACUGUAUGUAUAACAAUGUGAACCGGAUUCCUCUUGUGUACGACAAUACAAAAUUGUGUGAAAGUAUGACAAGUGUAUUUUAUAAAGUUAUUUUUCGGUCAGAAGGA
Molecule: messenger RNA, 5756 nt
Organism: Gadus morhua (Atlantic cod)
Lineage: Eukaryota; Metazoa; Chordata; Actinopteri; Gadiformes; Gadidae
Gene: pkn1a
Product: protein kinase N1a
Exons: 23
Coding region: 870-3686 (938 amino acids)
Biological process (GO): signal transduction; protein phosphorylation
Molecular function (GO): ATP binding; small GTPase binding; protein serine/threonine kinase activity
Source: RefSeq, a predicted model, not a curated record